Molecule: messenger RNA, 1072 nt
Organism: Zychaea mexicana
Lineage: Eukaryota; Fungi; Mucoromycota; Mucoromycetes; Mucorales; Lichtheimiaceae
Product: HAD-like domain-containing protein
Exons: 4
Coding region: 29-916 (295 amino acids)
Cellular component (GO): cytosol
Molecular function (GO): magnesium ion binding; phosphatase activity
Source: RefSeq, a predicted model, not a curated record
CUUUCACACUCUCCUCCGCAAUACAUUCAUGUCGCCCACUACCACAGCCGCUAACCCGCCUGUCGAUCUCAGCAAGGUCCGCCUUGUUGCCUCUGACCUGGAUGGUACCUUAAUCGUAGGCAGCUUCAACGGCGGUAAUUUGACUCAAAGAACCAUUGAUGUGCUCCACGCACUCGAAAAGAAAGGUAUCCGCAUUGUGUUUGCCUCAGGACGACCUACACGGACCAUGAUCCCUGCAGUGGAGCAAGCCGGACUGUCCAACUUGAUGGUGAUCUGCUGCAACGGCGCACAGGUCGUCGACAGCCACACCAAGACGAUUGUCAAGAAAUUCUCCAUUCCAGCACAUCAUGUGCAGGAGAUUGUGACCAAAGUCAAGGCUGCCCUGGGCGAUGAGGCCUUUAUUGGAGUAGAGUGUGACGCUCAAUUCAAGUGCGAGCAAGGUUACGCCGACAAGCGCCGUCCUUUCAUGAACCACGCACACGUCAUUGUCGAGGAUCCCCGAACGGACUUUUUCCAGACCGAAGAAGAUACGGUUGAAAAGAUCAUCAUUGUCCACAAGACCUGGCCAGCUGAUCAGCUCAAUGCUUAUCUUUUGGAGCACGUCUUUUCUGAGAAAUCGUGGAUGGAUGUGAUCUACCCGACCUUUUCGAGUAUGCAUUUUGUAGAGAUUUCCGCUGCCGGCGUUUCCAAAGCAACGGCGAUCCAGUAUCUCUGCGAAAAACUGGAUGUCGCAAAGGAAGAGGUCAUUGCGUUUGGUGAUAUGCCCAAUGAUAUCGAAAUGAUCAAGUUUGCUGGUAUCGGCGUUGCAAUGGGAAAUGCACACGCAAAAGUCCAGGAACUUGCUGACAUGGUUACUGUAAACAACGUUGACGAUGGCGUUGCUGUUGUCCUGGAAAAGAUGCUUGCACAAUUAUAAUAACUUUUGCCCCCAAUUAUCAUCCCCUCCCUUUUCCCUCAUUCUUGUUAUUCUGCUCAUUCCCGCCCUGUUCUCUUCUCUCCGUGUAUAAUUUGAGAAAUAUAUAACCCACGAUCUGCAUUAAGAUCUUGGUUUUCUUGCAAAAUUGGACAUCAU